Molecule: messenger RNA, 4604 nt
Organism: Trichomycterus rosablanca
Lineage: Eukaryota; Metazoa; Chordata; Actinopteri; Siluriformes; Trichomycteridae
Gene: recql4
Product: RecQ helicase-like 4
Exons: 24
Coding region: 1-4473 (1490 amino acids)
Biological process (GO): double-strand break repair via homologous recombination; telomere maintenance
Cellular component (GO): chromosome; nucleus; cytoplasm
Molecular function (GO): 3'-5' DNA helicase activity; nucleic acid binding; ATP binding
Source: RefSeq, a predicted model, not a curated record
AUGGACCGAUAUAAUGAUGUAAAAAUACUGUUAAAGCUGUGGGAGAACUCGUUUGUUCAAACACACAGCAGGAAACCAAACAAGGACGAUAUAGCUGCUGCUCCAGAGGAAACAAGACAACUCUAUAAAGAAUACCGUCUACUUAAAGAGGAAAAAGAGAAGAGUACCAGGGACAGUGAGAAUCAUGGUCAAACUCAAGAGGAUUGCUGGGGCUCUCACCUUAACCGGAAGAGCAUGCCAGCAGCUGUCCCAAAACUCACAUCCAAAGACAAGGAAACCUUACAAACUUCUGCCCAGUACUUUGGUAUGAAGCUGAAGUCCAACCUUAUUAACUCGGCAUCAAAGGAACGACCAUUUUCUUUGAAAAAAUCCGUCACGCCACUCCGGAUGACAGGAAAAAACUGGAAAGACAGCGGCGCUGAUAGUCCAUGUCCAGAGCCAUGUCCAGAGCCAUGUACUCCUUCUGUUCAGAAAACUGGUACUGAGACACAGAAUGAACCAUCUGAUCCAUUUCCCUGCUUCACCUUUACACCCACCACAUAUGACCCACUGGACACAAGGACUCCUGAUAAAAGUACUAAGAAAGCCCAGUUCCUCAGACAGUCUAUGAACAAGAGGCUGUGCUCUGUGGACCAGGGCUGGCUGGGGCGCUGCCAGGUCUUCAGUGAAGUAGAAGAUAAACACAAACCUGUUGCCGGCAAUGUGCCAGAAGAGAAAAUUGUUCAGACUAGCAGUGCUAGCAGUGAAAAUGUGACUGUUAAAAAAUCUGCAUUAAAGUCUCCUAUUGAGAAUAGUGUUUCUAAAGAAGUGACACCAAAGCCAUGUCUAGAGGAUCCCUUUCAGAUUGAUUUGGACGAACCUCCAGUAAAGACCAGCGCAACGAUGGAUUCCAAACACAGUCCUGAAGCUGCUAAUGAAGAUAACAGGCUAAAUGAUGUUACAGACUGCCAGGAUGCCCCUGUAGAAGCAAGUUCAAAACGACAAACGAAAAAACCCAGAUCCAACAAAGUUAAAGACUCAGAACCAGCAAGGAGGUCUGAUCAUGAACAGAGGCCUGUUAAGAAAAAAGGAAGAAAAAGGCAGAGAGAAGUCGAGGAAGGAGAGGAACAAGCAGGAGAAACUGAGGGUGUUCAAAAGAAACGCAGGACUAAAAAAGAGAACUCCACUGAGAGAAGUCCUCCAAAAAAAGGAAGGAAAAAGAAAGUAAAGCCAGAUGAGGAAGAAAACGGUGGUGGUGCGGAGAAAAAGAUGCCUCAGAAAUCAGCCAUGCCUCAGGAGAACUUACUAGGAGAAGUCGAUGAGGAGGAUGUGAGAGCUGCCUCAGCCAGGAGGUAUAACCCACCCAAAAGCAGGGCUUCCAAAAACACAGAUGGAAACUAUGUAAAGAUUAACCUGAAAAAGAAGUCACAUGUUAAAGGUUUUGCCUUGAGGGGUGCUGUACUUCGCAAGCAGAUGUACAUUCAGAAAUUUCAGCUGAAGGGAGAAAGGUUUGGUGGAGGAGGUGGCCGGGGUAGAGGAAGGUUCGGGGGUUUCAAUCGACAAGGAGACACUUGUUAUAAAUGUGGUGGCACAGGACAUUGGGCAAGAGACUGUCGGGGACCAGCUCCUGCUUUGGCUGUGAGUAAUACAGCUCAGCAGGACACUCCUGUUGAAGAGGAGGAACCAUUUGAGCUGCCCACUUUAGAGGAAGUUGCCAGAGCCACAGGGACCUUGCGCUCGGAGCCUGUUGCAUCAUUGUCCCCUAGCGUGAGAGAGGAGGCAGAUGACAAGGACCAAGACAAAGGGGAGGAAAUUCUGCUUAAUGUGAUACGACCAGAUUACGAGCGACCGCCUCCACCUCCUCCCAUGGAGUCUCUAUACCAGCCCAGAGAGAUUGGCAAAGUACAAGAAGUUCCGGCUGAGGUAUACCAAGCCCUCCAUGACUUUGGUUACAAGUCCUUCAGGCCUGGCCAAGAGAGUGCCAUCAUGAGAAUUCUCUCAGGUUUGUCUACACUUGUUGUUCUCUCCACUGGCAUGGGAAAAUCUCUGUGCUACCAGCUGCCUGCCUACCUCUACGCUCAAAGGUCAAACUGCAUAACCCUGGUUGUGUCACCUUUAGUAUCGCUAAUGGAUGAUCAGCUUUCUGGUUUACCCUCAAAGCUAAAAGCAGCCUGCAUCCACUCAAACAUGUCUCAGAAACAAAGGGAGGCAGCUAUUGAAAAGGUAAAAGCAGGUCAGGUGCAUGUUUUGUUGCUGUCUCCGGAGGCUCUGGUCGGUGGAGGACACUCUGGCUCAGGCUGUCUUCCACCUGCUGACCAGCUUCCCCCAGUAGCCUUUGCCUGCAUUGACGAAGCUCACUGUGUGUCUGAGUGGUCACACAACUUCAGGCCCUGUUAUCUCAGACUUUGUAAGGUGCUAAGGGAUCGUCUGGGUGUGCGUUGCUUACUGGGUCUAACAGCCACUGCCACCCUGUCCACCGCCCUGGACAUUGCCCAUCACCUGGGCAUCAGUGAUCAGGAUGGUAUUGCUGUUCGCUCAGCAGCCGUGCCCCACAACCUUCAGCUUUCAGUGUCCAUGGACAGAGAUAAAGACCAGGCGCUGGUGACUUUGCUGAAGGGUGAACGUUUUGGCUCACUUGAGUCCAUUAUUGUGUACUGCACAAGGCGAGAAGAAACAAACCGCAUCUCUGCACUACUGCGUACCUGUCUGCAGGGGGUGAUGCUGAGAGAAUCUUCACGUCCCGUAAAGGAAACGGAUGAGGAUAAUCCAGUGGGCAAGAAAAAGAAAGCGUUGGCAAGGAAGAAGAUCCGAAAGCCCCUGAAGUGGAUCGCCGAGGCGUACCACGCAGGAAUGUCUGCUUCAGAGCGCCGGCGUGUACAGAACAAUUUCAUGUGCGGCGAGCUCCGUGUGGUGGUAGCCACUGUGGCUUUUGGAAUGGGUCUGGACAAGUCAGAUGUGCGCGGCAUUGUCCACUACAACAUGCCGAAGAGCUUCGAGAGCUACGUGCAGGAAAUCGGCCGCGCAGGUCGUGACGGAGAACCCUCCCACUGCCAUCUGUUCUUGGAUCCAGAUUGUGUAGAUCUUCAUGAGCUACGCAGGCACAUCUAUGCAGACACUGUGGACUUCUUCACUGUGAAGAGACUGGUGCAAAAAGUCUUCUCUCCCUGCAAGUGUAGACUCAUCCAUCAGAAAAACCAGGAAUUAGCCCAGGUCAUGGAGGUGAAUGAUGCUGAGCUGAUGGAGUUAAUGGACCACUGUGAUGAAUCUGGAGCAAACCAUCCGGAGCAGCAAGAAACACUUACACCCACAGAAACUCAACACACACAACCAGAGCAGUCAAACACUACACACACAAACCCACAUUGUACAGAGAGCUCACUAGAAUGGAACAAGCCAAACCUACAGGAGGAAUGUCUGGGAUCCAUUGUGCCAUCUCAGAGAGAAGAAAAGCACCAUGAAGGCCAAGGAGAUGACAAGGAUGUAGGGGAGGAAAGCAGAAAUGACUGCGAGAUGGAGGAGAGCGAGGGGGGUGAUACAGGCCAGCGUGUUUGUCACACUCAUGAGCGAGCUGUUGCAAUGCAAGAUACAGUGGAUGAGCUGGACAUCACAGAGGAGGGUUUGGAGACACUGCUGUGUUAUCUGGAGCUCCACCCUCAGCGCUGGGUAGAGCUUAUGCACCCCACCCUCUCAACCUGCCGCCUGGUCUGCUACGGAGGUCCUCGACAGCUUCGCCAGCUCACUAAAGUGUGUGCCCCAGUGGCAGUGGUGCUGGCGAGAAAGCGUCUUGCAGGGGAGAAGGUGGAAGACUUUGAUUCUUUGGACUUUGAUGUUGUGGAACUGGCUGACACUAUGGGCUGGCAGCUUCCACUGGUCAAGCGAGGCUUGAGACAGCUGCAGUGGGGCAGAGACGGUGGAUAUGGUGGCUCAGGCCGGAGCGGUGUGCAUGUUGAGUUCUCCGCUCUGUCCUUUUACUUCCGCUCCUACGGAGACCUGACGCCUGAGGAAAUGGAUGAGGUGUGUGCGUUCCUGCAUGGCCGGGUUAAAUCGCAGGAAAGGACUCAGCUCUAUCAGCUUAAAGCCUGUUUCAAAGCCUUCCGCAGUGUUGCUUUUCGGAACUGUAGCUUCUGCAUGGAUGAGCUGGACGAAGCUCGAAGCCUGAAGCUGAAGGAACUCCUUGCUGAUUAUUUCGAAAAGAGACGAGACCUAAACAUGAGUAAGACGUUUGAUGACGAGCAGGACGAAUACGCUGAGGACCUCCGCAAGUGCAAGGAGUGGGAGGAGCAAAUUCGUGCUGAUGUGAGGGGUUUACUGUCCAGUCGAAUUGAUGAGAAGUUUUCUGGUCGUGCAGUGGCAAGAAUCUUCCAUGGGAUUGGAAGCCCGUGUUAUCCUGCACAGAUGUAUGGUCGGGACCGGCGCUACUGGAGAAAGUAUCUGAACUUUGAUUUCAAUGAGCUUAUUCGGUUAGCCACUCAGGAGAUUAUUAGAACCAGGUAACAGAAUAAAUGUAUCAGUGGCUCUUUGUAUAUUUAGUACUGAUUUGUAGUCACUGAUUUGUGUAUGUACAUGUUGUUUGUCCUCUAUAUAUGUACAUCAUAUCUGCAUGUUUUUACAAAUGAUCCAUUUUG